ACCCUUGUCUUAAACUCAGGCAGUGAGAGAAUAAGUGCAUGAAAGCAAUUGAACAUGUUUCAUUCACCCAAGAACAUGUUUUAGAACAGUAAUCCCAGUAGGAAAUAUAUAGUAUAUAGUUAAGAAAAAAAUGUCAGUUAACAAGAAAUUGCUUCUUAAGGUUUUAUGAAUUUGGGCCCUGCACCUGCGAAAUUCGGCGCGAAAGGACCCGAUUUCGUGUUUUUACGAAUUAGUUUAGCUAUCCAACGUUGCCAUGACAUCGACUACAAGUGUGAUGGGAGAAGGAGAAGCAGUUAUUGGAGAAGCAGUUUUAGCAAAGAUAUAACUAAGCCAAGAUAGUUCAUCUGUGUCGUUCACAGUGGGCGUAAAUGAAGCAUUGUGCGCGGUGCAAGGAGAUCGGAAAAGCUAAGUACUAGCUGGUGAAAUCCUAUUGUCGCGUUGUAGCAUGUAUUUGCAUAUUACCGUUAGGGCUCGACACGUCUGUGAAGUGCGCGUGUGUACAAACUAAAUUCAUUCCUUCUUAACAACGCGAUAUUUUACAACUUAGUGCACUGUGUUCGUAACAGAUUCUAGUUUUGGGAACAGAAAAAGGUAUUGAGAUCAGAUGUCUCAUGGAUGAGAAAUAAUGUCGGCUCGGUUUCAUCUAGUUCCACUCUCUCUCACUACCCGCGACUGGACUUCCAUUCAAUUCAAUUCAAGGGGCUUUAUUGGCAUGGGGAACAUGUGUUAACAUUGCCAAAGCAAGCGAGGUAGAUAAUAUACACAAGUGAAAUAAACAAUAAAAAUGAACAGUAAACUCACUACCAUAUUUCGUGGUGAGAACGUUCUAAACGGAUGCUUCCUUCAGCUUUAUAGCCAUGUGACGUGUCUGGGUUACCUCUUCUCUCUGUGGUCUUCUUACUGUACUGUCUUUGCCUCUAUUACUGGGUUGUCUGGAUAUAUCGUAAACAUUUAUGAAAACAAAAAUUUGCUUUAUGGUCUUAAUUUAAUGUUAGGGUUAUGUUUAAAAUCACAUUUUAAGAAAACAAAUUGUAGAAAUGGGCGGGGUUUAGGACUUUGUGGCUGUGGUAACUAGGGACGACCCUACUACUGUGAGAAAAAAUCUACUGCAGCCUGCAGCCUAUGUCUGGUUUAUACCAAAAAAUUACUGAGUGAGCGUCUCGAUCAAAGCGAAUCUUUUCAUAGACAUUAUGGAACUCUCCAUCUUUGCAACAUCACCAAAUGUAGAGUAAACUAUCAAUUUGCGUCCAGGAGAAUAUUGUUGUUUAUUCGUAAUUUCUUUUCAUUUUGUUGUAAUCCAGGGGUUCACACACCCCUAUGAUUUUCAUAAAAUGGGAAACCUAACUAUGUUAUAGAGGGCAACUAUGUUAUAGAGGUCUGCGCGCUAGAUAUAAGCUACAUAUUACAAUAAAAAUAGGCUUUUCAUUUUUUCCAUUUCCUAAUAUCACAAUGUCGGUUGCAUUUUCAUCGGCGCGCCCAAGGAGCAAAGGGGAGGUGACACAACAAACUAUACAAAAGAUGCUGGAUGAAAAUCACCAUCUGAUACAAUAUAUAAUGGAUUACCAGAACAAAGGAAAAACAGCAGAAUGCACACAGUAUCAGCAGAUUCUUCACAGAAACCUGGUCUAUCUGGCCACGAUAGCAGAUUCUAAUCAGAACAUGCAGUCACUGUUACCUGCGCCUCCUACCCCUAACAUGGGGAGUAUGGGUCCUGGAGGGAUGGGGCAGAACGGGGGCAGUGGGCCCAUACACUCCCAGAGUAACCUCAACGACGCCAUGACACCUGGCCUGCCCCCCCCCUCCAUGAUGCAGAGUCAGAUGAGCAAUGGCCCCAGCCACGCUCCCAUGCAGCAGCAGCAGCAGCAUGCGGGUCAGACACAGCCGGCUGGGCCCUCCUCCACGUCCCUCAGCCUGCCGGCCAGCACCCACAGCUCAGCCUUGGGCUACAGCCACCCCGUGCCCCCCUCUUCCCAGGGCAGCAUGAUCCAGGGGCCUGGCCCAAGCCCAGGCUACGGUUCUUCCUCUUCUUCCUCCUCCCGCAGCAACCUCAACAUGCAGUCCAACCCAGUCUCCAUGAUGCAGCAGCCUCAUUACCCGUCGUCCCAGACUGGGGCCGGGCAGCAGCACUACCAGGGCCAACAGACUGCUAUGGGCAUGUUGGGGCAGAGCGGACAAGGCAACAGUAUGGUGAGCCAGAGGCCCAUGGGGACUUACCGACCCACACAGCAAGGAUGUGCACUGCAGUACAUGGGACAAGACGAGUUCUACGGAGAGCAGUAUGGACACACUCAGAGCUCCAGUGAGCCCAUAAACCAGCAGUAUUACCCUGAUGGUCAUGGCGAGUACUCCUACCAACAGUCGUCCUAUGGCGAACAGGGCUAUGAGAGGCCCUUUGACGAGUCCUCACAGCACUACUACGAAGGAGGCAACUCCCAGUACAGUCAGCAGCAAGCCCAGUACCAGCAUGGCUCAGGUCAGCAGCAGCCCUUCAGCCAACAACAGUACCCCUCACAGCAGGGCUACAGCACACAGCAACAGGGCUAUGGUCCAGGUCAGGGUGCGUCGUCCCAUUACUCCCAGUACCAGCAGGGUCAGGGCCAGCAGUAUAGCUCCUACCGCUCCUCCCAGGCUGCCCCUGGGGCACAGACACAGAGGCCCUACGCUUACGAACAGGUACAGCUACAGCUACCCCUGACCCCACGUUUUGAGGAGGACGGUGCUGUCCAACCAAACAUUGGGGUCAAUAUGGAAACUACCAGCAAUAAGGCACCACCUCCUGGGCAAACUGGUGGACAGGUUAGGCAAGGGAACAGUUCUGUGAAUGCCCCUUAACAGUCAUGUGUAAACCAGUCUGAGUAAAUUAGUUAGAUUAAGCUCUGAAUCCUUUUAGUUUGCUGAGAGACAGAUUAGAAGGCUAGAAUAUCAGCUCCAUUGUCCGCUUGUUCACUAUUUUCUAGCUAAGUAGAGGUUAACUGGUUCAGGAGAUCCUGUAUGAAGCACCUCUCAUCUCUGCUUUCUCUCCUCACCCUCUAUAAGAGGCUUUGAAUUAGGGGGGUAUCUGGUAACAAAUCGGGGCAUCCUCAAUAGUAUUAUUAUAUAAACAUGGGCACUAUAUGUGUUUUAAACUCAUGUGAAAUUUUAAACCUGCCUCUAAAUGUCUUCCUUCCUUGGUCUGUGACCUCUAUCAGCCUCUACCUGGCUCCUCAUAUCCUCCCUUUCUGUCUUUGUCUUUCACAGGGUGCACAAUACAAGUGCUAUCCUCUCUUUAAGAAUGUAAUUGGAAAUGUGCCAAUUAGGUUGUUCACAUUUACAUAAGAUUGAUCUAAUAUAAUACAUUCAGCAUCUAUUAUUCAUUGUAGAGAAUAACUUAGAGUUGAGUCUUGAUAAGUGUACUUUGAUUAAGGUGAAAAUGGGGCUUGUCGGUGGUGUUCAACCUGUCUUCAGGUUGUGUUUUUUUAAAUCUGUGAAGUUGUGUAGGUCAGUGUGUGGUGUGACCGACUGUUUUGUGUUAACACUCUCUUUGUGUAAGAAGAACCAAUGUUUUAGUAAGGUAAUAGACACAAUAGCUGGUGAAUUGACAAGUGUGCAUCAACUACACUACAUUGCCAAAAGUAUGUGGACACCUGCUCAUCGAACAGACUGCCAGAUGGUGAAGCGUGAUUCAUCACUCCAGAGAACGUGUUUCCACUGCUCCAGAGUCCAAUGGCGGUGAACUUUAUACCACUCCAGCCGACGCUUUGCAUUGCACAUGUUGAUCUUAGGCUUGUGUGCGGCUGCUCGACCAUGGAAACCAAUUUCAUGAAGCUCCCGAUGAACAGUUAUUGUGCUGACGUUGCUUCCAGAGGCAGUUUGGAACUCAGUAGUGAAGUGUUGCUCGACUUUAUACACCUGUCAGCAACGGGUGUGGCUAAAAUAGCUGAAUCCACUAAUUUGAUGGGGUCCACAUACUUUUGUAUAUAUAGUGUAUCAACACCAUCAUAAUCUCAUCACAUAAUACAGUAUGGAAAAUCCAUAUCCAUGAUCAACCCCUUUUGUUCAUUCUUAAAUUUGGUCUGAUUGCCUUUCUAUUUUUUAACUAAGUGUUUUUUAAAUUAAGCUAAAUCAUUUAACUUUUAUAUGGUAUAUUGGAACUUUUUCCAUCCUAUAUUUAUUUAUCAAUAUACAAUUAAUUUUAUUUAAUUAUCAGAUGUUUCAGUAUUUAUUAUUCUGUUUCUUUCUCUGUAAUGCACUUUUAUUUAUCAUAGUGUCAUUCAAGUUGUUUCUAAGAAAUGAUUUCCAAACAGAAGAAUGUGUUUGGCAAUCGGUACAACACCUUUUCAAUACGAGCAAUACAGUCAGUCAUUGGAGCAGAGUGAUAUUAUCAGUAGGCUUGUAAUUAGAUUUUCUGUGUGCUACCACACAUUUUUGAGUCUAUAGCCUAUUAGAGUACAAAAAUGAAAGUCUUUAUUAGCCUUGUGUCUUGUUGAAUACAUAACCCAAAGUAUUAUUGUUGCCAAUUGGGUUUGGAUUUUGCUUCAACUGUCUUAGCCCAUAUGAAUGGAUUUUUCAUUUAAAAAAAUUACGUUCUUACGAAAUUGAUGUAGUCAUAGCCUAUGUCUGUGAGUGCAUAUGACAUACUGACAUAUUUGGUUUGCCAAAGUUUGCCAUUUGUCUUGCUCAAUUGACUAUAUUUGACGUGAUCAUAGAUCAAGUUCGGGGUAAGGCCUUAGUGUUUUAGAAGACAAUUGUCAAAUCAGUUUGUCACACAAACACAUUGCCUUAUUAUUUAUUGACAAAGUACAAUAAAGAGAUUUUGUAAAAA
Molecule: messenger RNA, 4801 nt
Organism: Oncorhynchus mykiss (rainbow trout)
Lineage: Eukaryota; Metazoa; Chordata; Actinopteri; Salmoniformes; Salmonidae
Product: calcium-responsive transactivator
Biological process (GO): positive regulation of dendrite morphogenesis; positive regulation of transcription by RNA polymerase II
Cellular component (GO): nucleus
Molecular function (GO): transcription coactivator activity
Source: RefSeq, a predicted model, not a curated record